Lactuca virosa is the source of this 288-nucleotide messenger RNA. NCBI's taxonomy places the organism in Eukaryota, Viridiplantae, Streptophyta, Magnoliopsida, Asterales, Asteraceae. The record is from the annotation of a GenBank genome assembly.
AUGGGUCGGAGAAAGUUGGAGAUGAAGCGAAUUGAAGACAAGAAUAGCAGACAAGUGACAUUUUCUAAGCGGAGAUCAGGGUUAAACAAGAAAGCGCAACAACUUUCCGUUCUCUACGAUGCUACUGUCGUCGUCGUCUUCUCCUCCAAUGACAAGCUUUAUGAAUACGGUAGUCCAGCUAUGAAAGCUCAUAAGGCUAACAAAAGAAAGAACACGUGUUGUGCACAGAAGGUGUCCAAUGACAUACUUAAAAAACAUGUAAUUUCUAUUUCGACUUUGUUUCUUUAA